Messenger RNA from Phytomonas sp. Hart1, 1605 nucleotides. The record is from the annotation of a GenBank genome assembly. NCBI's taxonomy places the organism in Eukaryota, Euglenozoa, Kinetoplastea, Trypanosomatida, Trypanosomatidae.
AUGCCAGCGAAAAAAAAUGUAGAAAAGAGUUCUGUGUCUCAACAAGAACCACCGAUCUCUCCUGUCGGCUUACACAAAACCAGGAAUAGUAAUACCUGCACAGAGUCUCUUAUUCAGCAGCUCCUUCAAAUAAUUGAGGCCUCUGUUGGCAACAAGGGUAGCACAAACAAGGCCCCGGUGUCAAACGAAGAAGAAUUAAUUUUAGCACUCACAUCUUGUGUAGCGAAUGCCCUCCACAACAACAAUAGUAUACCCACACCAGACGAAGUGCCGCGUACAUACUGGGUGGACCUCGGCCAACAGAUUGAAGUAGAUCGAUGGGUAGACUUUGCACGCUACUGCGCUGCCAAUGGGUUUCGUCCGCUCAAGGCUAAAUACAUAAUGGAGUGUUUGCUGAGUUUCAAACAGCUUGUUGAAAAGGAAAAAUUGCAUCAUGAAGAGGCGAUAGUGACGGGGAAAGAAGAUCUAGCUACUGAAGAACAGUAUUCUCAAACAUUAUCAAGUGUUAGCCAUACGUUGUCAUCAUUACAAAACAGAUUUGACUUGCCUGAACUCCCCACCAAGGACGACGAAAUGAUUAGUACGGCUGCUGAAAUGGGAUCAUUGACGACUCCAUUUUGGAUACAAGUUCAGCAACAGCUAAAAGACUUUGUGAUAAAAGAAAUUGAUUUGGGUUGUAAAUGGGAACGGAUCCAUCAUUCUGCAGACAUGUUUUCUGGCGUUUCAGCACCAGGGGCAGGUCCCAUGUUAAACGUUUCUACACUGCGAUUUGACGACGAUUCUGGGUUUGGCCCUGAGAAGCCCCCAGCAGCGGCAACACUUGUUAAAAGGAAGGGCAAAGGUGAAAAGACGAGCCGCCAACAGCAAUUACUUCAGCAGCAACAGGAACAACUAGAAGAAGAGAAACGACAAAUUGUAGCGACGAUGUCAGCAUCAAUGCCUAGUGAGAACAUUCAUCUCACGCCAGUCGAAAUACCUGAUUUUUUAAACUAUUUAUACAAAGGCUUGUUACAGCAUGCGGCGCUCUAUCAAUAUCUAUCCCAGUAUCCACAGGCUGAAGAGAAGAGUGUAGAGGAAUUGCAAGCAGGAUCAAAUAACUGUUUUCUUCUACCUUUAGAGGAACCCAUGUCCAUUCCGCCAUUGAACCUUUCUAAUGAGAUGUUAUCUACAUAUUCUGCGACAGUGGAGCCGGUUCCAUCAAUUCCCAUCAAAACCGGUCGCACCAACACGAUUGUUACCACACCUAUUAUUAACGCAGCUGCUCCUGCCGCGGAGGUUGCGGUGACGCUCCCGUCUUCGUCAGGAAAAGGACUUGAGGGGGAGUCCCGCGAGAGAGUUUCAGAAUCCCCAUUGUCUGUACUUCAGACUCUGCAAAAGCAGGAAAUCAAUAAACUUGGGGUUAAAUAUCAAGAAGAAAUAGCAAGUGAGGAGCGCCUCGCUCGCGCAGAGCAAAUUGAAAAAGAAAUGACUCUGUUUUUUGAGACGCAUGGAACUCAAAAGGCUGUGGAUGAUAUUUACAUGAGCAUCGAUCAUGAGCUUCGGCAGAAACAGUGGCACAUUCUGCAACGUGUCAAGGCACUUGAAGUUGCUCUCGGCAUCAAUUAG